This is a messenger RNA of Rotaria sordida, 570 nucleotides long. The record is from the annotation of a GenBank genome assembly. NCBI's taxonomy places the organism in Eukaryota, Metazoa, Rotifera, Eurotatoria, Philodinida, Philodinidae.
AUGGGUUGCAACAAUUCGACUGCCACUGUUGAAAGCCGUCAAAUGGAAUCCAUUGAUACUGAUCAGGAAAGUUCGGCACCAUUAUCAAGAACUCAAAAACGUGCUGAUGCUAUGCCGAAUACGUGGAGAAUGCAAGCUUUAAAUGCUCAUAAUGCAUUUCGAGCUCGUCACGGUGUUCCGCCGCUGGUACUCAAAGAUGAAAUCACUCACAAAGCUCAGGCUUAUGCAGAAUAUUUGGCAGAAAAUAAUCUAUUCAAUCACAGUUCAAAUCGUGAUAAUCUCGGUGAAAACUUGUAUACAAUGAGUAGUUCGGAACCGUUGACAAAUGAAUCUCUUGGUACGGAUGCUACUCAAUCUUGGUAUGACGAAAUCAAAAGUUAUGAUUUCAGUAAUCCAGGUUUUUCGAUGGAAACUGGUCAUUUCACUCAGGUCAUCUGGAAGAAUACGAACAGUUUAGGUGUUGGAGUGGCUUUUGACAAUAGUGGUAGACGAGCAAUCGUUGUUGCCCAGUACGGUCCGGCCGGUAAUGUCAUGGAACAGUUUCCGGAAAACGUUCCACCGCCUCAAUAA